UUUAGGGAUAUCCAAAUGGAGUUCCGUAAAAGAUAUGAUUGCACCAUCCGUGCUGUUACACAAGAAGGUGACUCGGAUUGUGUGAAGGUGGAAGAAGAAAAAUUAGCUAACGAAAAGAUUCGCUAUAUUACAUACGACGUUUAUUUUGACCGUUCGACUCAGAAAGUUCGAUGUGAGUGCAACAUGUUUGAGAAUUCAGGCAUACUGUGUUGUCACUGUCUUGUUGUGUUUUUCUUUUAUAAAGUAAACAGAGUACCUAUCUGCUAUGUUCUCCCUCGUUGGAGCAAGAAUAUAAAGCGCAAGCACACCUACAUUAAGAGUAGUCACGACGUGAGUCGUUCGGAUGAGAAUCGUAACUUAUACAAAGGGUUAUGUACACACUUCUUUAACGUCGCUCAGGAAUUCGUGAAUUGUGACGAGGAAGCAGCCAUAUUGCAUGCUGCUCUGGACGAUGCAAGGACCAAGCUGACUAAAGUUGGAAGAAUGAAACUGGGAUCACAAGGUUUGGAGGUAUCUCAGCAAGGACUUGGAUGCAUGGGAAUGUCUGCUUAUUAUGAUCCUCCAAAGCCAGAACCUGACAUGGUUGCUCUCAUUCACCAUGCUGUUCAAAGUGGUGUCACAUUCCUUGAUACCACUGAUGUCUAUGGUCCUCACACCAACGAAAUUCUGAUUGGAAAGGCUUUGAAUGGAGGGGUGAGAGAGAAGGUUGAAUUGGCAACCAAGUUUGGUAUCCGCAUUUCUGAUGAUGGAAAAUUUGAGAACCGUGGUGAUCCAUCAUAUGUGAGAGCUGCCUGUGAGGGAAGCUUGAAGAGACUUGACAUUGAUUGCAUAGAUCUCUAUUACCAACAUCGAAUCGAUACACGUGUUCCAAUCGAAAUAACGAUUGGUGAGCUUAAGAAGCUUGUUGAGGAGGGAAAAAUAAAAUACAUUGGUCUAUCCGAGGUUUCAGCUUCAACAAUCAGAAGAGCACAUGCUGUUCAUCCCAUAUCAGCUGUGCAGUUAGAAUGGUCUCUUUGGUCAAGAGAUGCUGAAGAAGAAGUGAUUCCAACUUGCAGGGAACUUGGUAUUGGAAUUGUUGCAUAUAAUCCUCUGGGGAGAGGAUUCCUUUCAUCAGGAACAAAGUUACUUGAGAAUUUAUCUGAGGGUGACUUAAGACAGAAUCUGCCUAGAUUCCAACCUGAGAAUCUGGAGAAGAACAAGACUAUAUUCGAGAGGGUUAAUGAAAUGGCGGCGAAGAAGGGAUGCACUCCAUCUCAGCUUGCAUUGGCAUGGGUUCACCACCAAGGAAAUGAUGUCUGCCCCAUUCCUGGAACCACCAAAGUUGACAAUUUUAACCAACACAUUGCUGCUUUAUCUGUGAAACUUGCACCACAAGAAAUGGCAGAACUCGAGUCCUUUGCUGCCGCGGACACUGUCAAGGGUGAUAGAUACGCCGGAGAUCUGAGUACAUGGAAGAACUCUGAUACUCCACCACUCUCUUCUUGGAAAGAUGUUUAAUUUUCUUGCUGUUGAUUUGUUC
Arachis ipaensis is the source of this 1519-nucleotide messenger RNA. Its product is annotated as putative aldo-keto reductase 2. Lineage: Eukaryota; Viridiplantae; Streptophyta; Magnoliopsida; Fabales; Fabaceae. Gene Ontology annotation, cellular component: cytoplasm. The record is from RefSeq and is a predicted model, not a curated record.